Messenger RNA from Maylandia zebra (zebra mbuna), 1190 nucleotides. RefSeq names its product dynein light chain Tctex-type 2B (gene dynlt2b). Gene Ontology annotation, biological process: microtubule-based movement. Gene Ontology annotation, molecular function: dynein intermediate chain binding. Gene Ontology annotation, cellular component: cytoplasm; cytoplasmic dynein complex. NCBI's taxonomy places the organism in Eukaryota, Metazoa, Chordata, Actinopteri, Cichliformes, Cichlidae. The record is from RefSeq and is a predicted model, not a curated record.
GCCUACUACAGCUUCUACUGCUGUUGAUCUUUCAGCUAGUCACCGAGAAGAGCGGAGUUAAAUCGAAACUGCAAUCGAGUGUUAAAAACUGUGAAGAGUGUCCAGUAGCGCCAUUAUCUGUGAUUUUCGUGCUUUUUUGAUCAACUUUAAUGUACACACGGAAGAAAAACGAACCGGUUAGCUAAGCGGUACUCUUAUUUUGAAACAGGAAACAAGGGAAAACGUCGCCAUGGUUACGGGUAGCAUUUGGCUAGCUUCUUAAAGACGCUCUUCACAUUUAUUUGCUCGAUACUGUAGUUUGAGUACUCAUAUACCAUGGGGGAGUCCGAUACUUACCACAUACGACCCAAUCAUCAGCAGAAGUUCAGGCCAGCUGUUGUGAAGGAGUGUAUUCGUGAAAUUGUGAGGGAGCGACUGUCUGGGGUGCAGUACAAUCCAGAGGAAGUCCCAGAGCUGACCCGUUCACUGGCAGACUCUGUGAAGGACAAAGUAAAGAAUUCAGGAUUUGACAAAUAUAAGCUUGUUGUGCAGGUGGUCAUUGGAGAACAACGAGGGCAGGGAGUCAAGAUGUCUUCCAGGUGUUUUUGGGAUGCUGAUACAGACAGCUAUGCAGAGGAUGUUUUCAUGAAUGACAGCUUGUUCUGUGUGGUAGCAGUUUUUGGAAGCUAUUACUACUGAGGAAGAGAGGAUGGACCACAGGAAAAAAAAGACUUUUACAUGAAAAUGAGCUGGCCUCAACUAAAGAAGCGACGCACAUCUGGUCUUAAAAAUGAAAAACCUCAUUGAGAUUUUGUGACUUAUUAAGGACAAAGACUUGUUAUGGCUUUUUUUUUUUUUUUUACCUCAAAACAUUGUAAUUGUUUAAAAUGAUACAUAUAUUGUUACUGUAUACAAGGUUACAAUACUUUAUGUUCACUUGGGUCUAUUAUAUGCCCAAGUUACUGUUUAUGAGAAUAACAUCUGAGCUCUGUGAGUUCUCUGAAAGCUGACUGCUUUCAAUGUGCAGUUUCCAGCAUUUUUUAAUACAGGUAAUAACAUGGUCAUCUGCUCUAUGCACAGAGAAAGGCCAGGCAGGUUUAUUCCAAGCCAAAAGCCUUUAAAGUGUCAUUAUCUUCAUACAGUUUCACAAGAGUCUUUAGUUUGUUUUAUGCAGUAAACCUAACAAAUGAAUAAAGGUCAGAUUUAAUAUA